Molecule: messenger RNA, 1635 nt
Organism: Pochonia chlamydosporia 170
Lineage: Eukaryota; Fungi; Ascomycota; Sordariomycetes; Hypocreales; Clavicipitaceae
Product: quinate permease
Exons: 2
Coding region: 1-1635 (544 amino acids)
Biological process (GO): carbohydrate transport; transmembrane transport
Cellular component (GO): membrane
Molecular function (GO): carbohydrate:proton symporter activity
Source: RefSeq, a predicted model, not a curated record
AUGACAUUGCUAGCGCUCAAAGAAGAUCGGCCAACACCUUCGGCCGUGUACAACUGGCGUGUUUACGCAUGUGCCGCUAUAGCAUCGUUUGCAUCAUGCAUGAUUGGCUACGACUCGGCCUUUAUUGGCACAACGUUGGCUCUUCCGUCCUUUGUUGAUGAGUUCAACUUUGCCAGUUAUUCGCCGUCGUCACUGGCGUUACUGAAGCAAAAUAUCGUUUCAGUUUACCAAGCUGGCGCCUUUUUUGGUAGUUUGGGUGCCUAUGUAUCCAGCUAUUUCAUGGGACGCCGCAAGUCGCUGGCCUUGUUUACUCUCAUCUUCAUUGUUGGUGCAGGCAUGAUGCUGGGAGCAAAUGGGGAUCGCGGUACUGGGCUCAUCAUUGGGGGCCGAGUUCUCGCCGGUGUUGGAGUUGGCGGCUGCUCCAACAUGACGCCAAUUUACAUCUCAGAGCUAUCCCCGCCAGCAGUUCGAGGCCGACUGGUCGGUAUUUACGAGCUUGGUUGGCAAAUAGGCGGUCUCGUCGGCUUCUGGAUUAACUACGGAGUCAACACCACGAUGGCGCCGAGCCACUCGCAAUGGUUGAUCCCAUUUGCAGUGCAACUUAUCCCGGCAGGUCUGCUCUUGAUUGGCUGCUGUUUUAUCCCCGAGUCGCCCAGAUGGUUAUUCUCCAAAGGGAAGCGGGAGCAAGCCAUGAAGGUGCUGUGCUGGAUGCGACAACUACAGCCAAGUGAUAUCUAUAUAAUCGAGGAAGUCAGCUACAUUGAUGAAGAGACGGAGCGAUUCCGUCGUGAAGUUGGUGCUGGGUUCUGGAAACCGUUCCUGGCUCUGAAGGAGAGACGAAUCCAGUGGAGAUUUCUUCUUGGUGCUUUGCUCUUCGUGUUCCAAAAUGGCUCUGGUAUCAACGCCAUCAACUACUACAGUCCAACAGUGUUCCGUAGCAUUGGUGUCACGGGAACAAAUACAAGCUUUCUCACUACUGGUAUCUUUGGCGUGGUCAAGACAGCGCUGACAAUCGUAUGGAUUCUGGUGCUCAUUGACCACAUGGGACGACGCAAUUUGCUUAUGAUUGGCGCAUUGGGCGGAUCGCUUUGCAUGUGGUUCAUCGGCGGAUACAUCAAGAUUGCGGGAACCAGCUCCAAGAGUUCCAAUGGAAAUUUGAGCUCUGGUGGCAUCGCAGCAAUUUUCUUCUUCUACCUCUGGACAGCGUUUUACACGCCUUCAUGGAACGGGACGCCGUGGGUCAUCAACUCGGAAAUGUUUGACCAAAACACACGAUCUCUUGGACAGGCUAACGCAGCAGCCAACAAUUGGUUCUGGAACUUUAUCAUUGCCAGGUUCACGGAACAAAUGUUCAAUGCAUGGGGCUACGGCGUGUACUUUUUCUUCGCAUCGCUUAUGCUCAUCUCGGUUGUGUUUGUCUUCUUCUGCGUACCAGAGACUAAGUCACUUCCGCUGGAAGCAAUGGACCGACUUUUCCGAAUCAAGCCUACUUGGCGCGCAAAUGCAAUUUUGAUGGAGGAGCUGCGGUCAGAGGAGGAGAACUUUCGUCAGAAUGCGGAUGGCGUAGGCUUGGAGGUGGAGAAAGUUGAGACGGAACAAAUUGAAUCGAACAGCAGUUCUGUUCAGAAAGUGUGA